Paramecium primaurelia is the source of this 805-nucleotide messenger RNA. The record is from the annotation of a GenBank genome assembly. Lineage: Eukaryota; Ciliophora; Oligohymenophorea; Peniculida; Parameciidae.
AUGUUGAUUGGAUUGAUUGAAGGUAAAUAGAGAAUUGAUAAUUUAGCAUUCAAUGUGAUAUUUAAUUAUGGAUUGGUAUUAAUAGUGUCUCCAGGAUUAACAUCAGAUAUAUUUAUAAAAAAAGAUGAUAAAGUAGAAGGUCCAUUUAUUUAUGAUCCAAUAAAAUGCUAAUUCAAUAAAUCAUAAAUAGCAAUAAAAUUAGACCAAAGUACUUUAAAAUAUUGUGAUAAAUGUUGUUUACCAAAACCUUAGAGAACACAUCAUUGUAGUAUAUGUAAUAAAUGUGUAUUGAAAAUGGAUCAUCAUUGUCCAUGGGUUGGAUAAUGUGUUGGACAUUAGAAUCAUCGAUACUUUAUUUUGUUUUUAACUCAUAUUGUGAUAGGAACAUUUUACAUUUCAAUUUUGAAUUUAAAUAUAGUAAUGAGGUAUUGGUUUAACUGGAGAUAGCAAUCAAUUUCAAGAGUACAGAGUUUAACAAUCAAAAGCAUUUUCAUUAGUAUGGCCCUUAAAUAUUUCUUUGUUUUUCAUGUUAUCAGCUUUUUCAGGUUGGAAUUGGUAUUUGGCAAUGAAAGGAAUGACUACAUUAGAAUUUUGGGAUAAGAAUGAUGCAUUUAAAAAGAGUAAGAGAAUACAAAAUUUAUAAUAAAUAUUUGGAAAAGUUAAAAAUUGGAUUGAAAUAUUAUCACCAAGUGUUAGAGAUUUACCAUCAAAUGGAGUAAUAUGGUAUGAUACUUAAAUUGAACACUUAAAUGUGUUAAAUGAAUUAUAGUAAGAAGAGGAAGAUGAUGAAGAAAUGAUUAAUUGA